AUCGCUUCGUUUUCAACAGGGAUUUCCUCUUGUGAAACGGAAUCAUCCGUCGACGUACUCGAGGGAAGAGUGAUUUCAACGCUCAUCCAGAUCUUACUCAAUAAGCUCGAUAGGGCCCCUGUGGAAUGUUUAGUUGAUCUCAAACCUUACCAACAUGAAGAAGAAAUCACAAUUUCGUGUCUAUUCUCAAAUCCUAGUUUUUGUUUGGCUAAACGUGGGCCAUGGUAGUGCAAUUGAAGUGCCUCAGACCCUGGAGAGUUUAGGCGAUCUAGAACAUCUAGAUCUGGUGCAAUACAGGACAAGUCGGCAGUUCAAACAAGCAGCCAGUAGCAAUCAGGAUGGUGUGGCAGUCGGGUUGAUAGACGCCCUCCAGAGGUGGGCCGAUGCCUUGGAGGCUCAAAUCUCCCUGAUGAGAAAGGAGGUGAUCUCUAUCAAGGCCUCCAACAAGAGGCUAAAGACCGAGGUGGAUGACACCCUGGAUGAAAACAAGGCGUUGAAGAACCAGGUAUCGGCUUUGGCCAAAGACUUGGCCGACACCAGGGAAGCUCUCAACAAGAGUGAAGGUAAUAUGGCCAAGGAAUCAAGCACAGUAAAUACAAAGGUGGAGGUCAUGCGCACAGACCUACAGGUGUUUUCAAAAUCCUUUUCCGACUUCUUGCAACAUUACCAAGAUCACGCAGACCAGACCAAGGCCAACGUGACGAGUCUUUCCAAACGAAUGAACGCCCUCAAGGGAUCGGUGCAGGAGUUGUCCAGUAGUUCAGGUGACAUUUCAGGCGAGGUAAAGGCCUCUUUGGAGACAAUGACCAACUCGAUUGCUGUCCUGACUCAGACCGACUACAUCCUUCAAGACCGACUCAAACAAACCGAAAAUAUGACACAAGCUUUUGCUUCCGAAAUUGGCACAGAAAUUAUGAAAUUGCGCACAACGAUCAUCAGCCCCACGUUUUUCAAUGACGCUAUUGGUAAUCUGUCACGAGAGAUUAACAAUGCAAAAGUGGAAAACGAAAUGAAUAUUACCACGCUUUCUUUUUCGGUCAAAGCUUUAGAACAGAAUAUAAAGCUUUUGCUCUUGAACACCACUGAGGAGACGGAAGAGAACAUCAUGACAAUUAAGGACGCCAUUAAACAAAUACGGCAGGAGAUCAAGUUGCAAUCCGAUGCCUUUGCCACGGAUUUCGUGUCGGUUCGAAAGAGUGUUGACUUCGCUAAGGGCAAGUACGAUGAGCUGUCCAUCUUCGCUGACACCAUCAAUUUGAAAUUAAGGCAUAACAUUGAGGUGAGGAACAAUUUUACGACUGUGGUGCUCCUCGCCAUGAAUGAUCUGGGCUCCAGGAUUGAGGUCUCGGAGGAGGCACUCGCUGAGCUUCAGCCUCAAUUAGUAGCCUUCAACAAAUCUUUGUCAAACUUAAUGGGCCAAGUGGGCACUGAGAUACUCCGACUGCAAGACACGAACUCUGUUCUUCAAACCAGAUUGGGUUUGUUAAAUGACACGAUGACUGAGCACCAAGACGCGACUGUUGUGAACUCUAAUGUGACAAUUGGCCUGAGUGAGAAGAUCUCGGGGCUUGAGACCAAAUUGCAUAUGGUGGAAGGUAACGCCACUUUGUUAAGUAUCAAGACUCAACAGUCUGAGCGCAAUUACACCAUCAUUGUCAGGGGGAUCACCAGCUUGGAAAAGCACUUCAUUGACAUGAAACAAGACAUGUUCUCGACCAAAUUGAAUGUGGGCGUGAUCAAUAAUACUGUCAGUAAUCUAGGUCUCGUCACGGAGAGUCUUGGCGCCAUGCAAGAUGAUAUGGACAAUGUCACACAAACCAUCAAAACAAAACUCGUGGAAAUGGCGGAUCACUCCAAUGAGGUAAAGGGCGAGAUGACGAUCUUGUGGAACACCACGGCCGUUAUCAGUACAAAACUACAAGAGAUGGUCCAGAAUGUGACCCACCUUCAAGGUAGAGUUACCCAAGAAACGGAUAAAAACGCCCUGACCAAUUCCCGACAGAACAAACGAAUGGACAAGUUUGGAAACACGACCUCGGCUCUGGAAAUCGGACUGACCGGACUUAUGAACUAUAGUGUCGAAGUACAAGCUAAUAUCUCCAGGUUACUAGUAUUUGCAGCGGAGAAUAAGGCCGAGAUCCUCGAGCUCAAGGUAGCAAACAGUGGGUUGGAGGCUCAGAUGGGAACGCUCAAUGACUUGCAUGACAUCCAUAACGACAAAGUGACGGAGCAUGCAGGACUGACUGAGGCCAACAUCACGCGUUUGAACGGCUUGGCCGGCGCACUGGAGACCGAAUUGGACGUCAUGACUCAAAGAUAUCAGACUCUUGAAAGCCUUUUCGCUAAUUAUGCUCAAACUGCAGGUGAUCUCGGCGAAGAUGUUCAGAAGAUCCAAGAUGAACAAAUGGAGACCAGGAACUCCAUCGAAACCAUGAAGUUUGACCUUUCCAAGGUUGAGGCUGGCACCGCCGGAGUGGAUGUUUUCAUUUCGUCCAUUCAAGGCCACAUAUCGAUGCUGACUUCAAAUGUGACGUCGCUGAAUGGAAAUUUCACUGCCACUAAAGAAGAACUCAGGAUUGCCCAAACCAGGAUGGGAGCCAUGGGCAGUAUGUUGGACGAUAUUAGUGAGAAUGUGACCGAUAAUAGAAACGCCAUCGUGUUGGCUGGGGACGAGAUUGAUACCCUCAAGUUAAAUAGCAGCACGCUGAAGGCCAACAUUAUUGGUCUGGGCAAUUACAUCAACAACGUCAAUGGGGAUGUUAAUAAACUGGCCAACUCCUUUGAGCGUUACAUCUCCGAAUUGAAGACAGAGGUAGUAAAUAUGACGACAAACCUGACCAAUCUGGAAGAGACCGUGACGACCGAAAAUGCGGCGUUCAGAAACUCACUUCAAAAUAUCGAAAAUAUCAACGCCAAUCUCAAGGGUGAAAUUGCUACUCUAACCACGAAAACUUAUACCAUGAAGACAACUCUGUUUGAGCACCAAAACGACAUCUCUGCCCUCAAAGCCGACCAGGAAAACAUCGGCACCGACAUGGCCAAUUUAGAGCUGAAGAUGGAGGAGGUUCGAAAAGGUGAAAGUAGUCAGGAAAAAGAGGUCAAUGCUAUCACAACCGACAUGUCUGCUAUUCGCACUGGCUUAACAAGUCUCACCAAUUCUUUGUUCAACCUCAAAGCACAAAUUGUGGAUCAGGAUUCACUUGACACCCGUCUAGGAUCUCUAAGCACUAACAUAACCGACAUGUCCCGCGACAUACAAAAAUGCAAAUCCGAAAUUGGCGAAGUUCGACCAGACGUGGAAAGCCUCGCCUCAGAUUUGGUCACUUUCCGCUCGACAGUAACGCUUUUGGCCUCCGAUGUCGGUGGUCAACGGGACCCACCCAGGUUCUCGUGCUCAGUCACUUCCGAUGAGAUCCGCGUUUCUGGCGUGAUCCUAUACAAUAUUUGCAACGUCAACACAAAUGAUUUCAUGAACCGUGAGACGGGUCAUGCUACAAUCAAAGACUCGGGAGACUACUUCCUUUCGUUUACCGCCAAUAUGGUGUCGGUGAACAGUCAGGCGGUAUGGUGCGCCCUCUACAAACAAUCAUCGGGCAACGAAGGGUGGCAAGUUUUGGGCAUGAUCAACAACUACCAAAAGAACGGCGAAAACAUGGCUGAUCGGGACACCGGCUCCAUGACACUUAUUACUUCGCUCAAAGCUGGUGAUCAAGUCUGGGUGGAAUGGCGGGGCUAUGGAGAGUCAUUUCUAUAUAGUAAUCCUUAUCGUUUGAUAAGUUUCACAGGUUUCAUGCUUAAAAAGAAUUAAAAUUGCAGGGAGGGUUUGGCGUUUAUCAUUAUUGGUCCUCCCAUAAGCAAGGAUCUUAAAAAAGGCUCAAAAGCAUGAGUGUUCAUGCACCUUUCCAUUUUUGCUGGAAGACUUGCAGAAUGGGAAGCAUGUUAGGUUGUUAUUAUUAACGUUUUCCAAUGCCAUGCCAUAUGUAGAAUCCAUAAUGUGUGUAGUAUUUGCGAAUAAAUUCUCAU
This is a messenger RNA of Tigriopus californicus, 4023 nucleotides long. RefSeq names its product centrosomal protein of 290 kDa-like. The transcript has a single exon. The record is from RefSeq and is a predicted model, not a curated record. Gene Ontology annotation, molecular function: protein binding. NCBI's taxonomy places the organism in Eukaryota, Metazoa, Arthropoda, Copepoda, Harpacticoida, Harpacticidae. The coding region runs from base 155 to 3808 and encodes 1217 amino acids.